This is a messenger RNA of Mesocricetus auratus (golden hamster), 3271 nucleotides long. It is a transcript of the gene Rnf222, whose product is annotated as ring finger protein 222. The transcript is spliced from 3 exons. Lineage: Eukaryota; Metazoa; Chordata; Mammalia; Rodentia; Cricetidae. The record is from RefSeq and is a predicted model, not a curated record. Bases 321 to 956 code for a protein of 211 amino acids.
UGCCUCCACAGCCGGCACAGUGACAGCAGCUGUCAGCCCGGUGCCUCUGGGUGGCUCCGUCUGCUCUGGAGGCCUUGGGUAGAAAGAAGGACACUACUCUCAGACUCGGGUCUCAGUGAUUUUUGCCCACUUCUGAAAUAUCAGACACGUCCUCCAAGAAAGAAAAUCGGCUUUUCCUGAGGCUACUCGGAACCUUCUGGCCGCCUCUGGUAACCACGGAGGAGAAUCUGGAGUGACUGGCCAUGGCUGGUGUGUGAGCCCUCAAGGCCCAGCAGGCAUUUGCAAGUGCCCCAGCUGAGGCCUGCUACCUCUGAGGGGCCAUGUCAGAAGGGGAGAGCAAGGACAGCUCGGGCAGCGAGUGCCCUGUGUGCUACGAGAAGUUCCGGGAUCUAGAGGGCGCCAGCCGGACCCUGAGCUGCGGCCAUGUGUUCUGUCACGACUGCUUGGUCAAGUACCUGCUCUCUACCCGGGUGGAUGGACAGGUGCAGAGGACUAUUGUCUGCCCCAUUUGCCGCUAUGUCACCUUCCUCAGCAAGAAGAGCUCCCGCUGGCCCUCCAUGCUGGACAAGAGCUCACAGACCCUGGCUGUGCCCGUUGGCCUACCCUCCGUGCCCUCACCAGAUCGUGGGGGCCACACAAACCCCCUGGCUGUCUCCCAGCAGGCCUGGAGACAGUCACCAAGCCAGGGGACUCAGCUCCCUUUGGACCUGCUGCCCGCCCUACCCCGAGAGUCGCAGAUCUUCAUCAUCAGUCGCCAUGGGAUGCCCCUGGGAGAUCAGGACAGCGUGCUGCCCCGACGCAGCCUGGCAGAGAUCUCUGAGGCAUCCCCAGCUCCCAGCGCCACCCGCUCCUUCUGCUGCCGGUCUCGGGCCCUCCUGCUCAUCACCCUCAUUGCUGUGGUGGCUGUGGUAGCUGCCAUCCUACCCUGGGUGCUGCUGGUGAGGAAGCAGGCAUAAGCGGCACCAUACAGAGGACAGGGAAGUAAGGCCCAGCAUCGAAGCUGCGCUCCACGCUGCACAGGCCAUGGCUUGGGAGAGGGUGGAGGGUCCCAGUGCAGACCUGGUGCAAGCCAGCUGCAAAAGGAAGUCCUAGGCUCAGAGUGGGUGGGGCUAGAUUGGAAGAUUUAAGGGCUUUGUCUCCACCCACUCCAUCCCUAGUCAGAGAGGGCUUUGGCAUGAGGAGAGGCUGGGGCAGAGAGCCUCUUAGGCUAGCGCUGAACCGAGCAGCUGAAUCCCCAGGUGUGACCUCAUGAGAAUCCCCAACAAACACCUCCUCUCUAGGCUGGAACUAAGCAAGCUAGAAGGUGGGAGGCCACUGCCCUCCUACAGGGUCACAGACUUUACCUGCCAAGGAACCAACCUGAAGCCAGGUAGACCUCCUAGGCACAAGGAAGUUCUACUGGCCCAAAGGAAGGAAGGCCUCUUCCAGGCCAGAAUUCCCUCCCACAGAAGUUUUACUGUGCCCUCAGGAGCAAACAGAAGUUGAUACAGGGUCCCAACUCCAGUUUCCAGCAUCUUAGCCCCAAAUCCGACCCUCAAGCAUCCAGCUGCUACCUCUUCUUGCCUCCAACCCACCAUCUUAAAAAGUCUUCUUUGAGAUGAUCUCAAAGGCUGUAGGCCUGGAUGAGGAGGGGGUGAGGCCAAAACAGAAAAGCUGUCUUCUGGGUAGUCAAGACCACAGCAGGGAACGACGGGAAAGAGGCCACAAAGGCAAAGUUUCUGCAACCCUCCAUGCCCAAGGAGCAGACCCAGUUUUAACAUAAAAGUCAGGGGAUGGAGAGGACGCCCUUCAGGUGAGACUUGAGUCAGCCGAGAGCUAGCUAUGUGAGCAAAUUAACCCCUGGGGGCUCCCACCUGCUCCCUGCCAAGUCCACCUCCUCGUGACCCAACCACUCAUUAGAGGCCACACCAGCUGGGCCAGUUUCUCAGGUGGAUUCUCGGGAGGUGAGCUGGGUGAGGAAGGGUGGGGAAGAAAACAGAUGUGCUUGUCACCGACACGGCUGUCUCAAUGAACGCUGAGAGCCAGGCACUACACAAGGGAGUACUCUGGUACCUCACUGAUGAAGUCCCUAAGGGGAGCCUUGGAGUGGGUCUCUCUUGAGGAAGUCCUCAAGGAAGCUAGUCCCUUAAGACUGAAAACAAGGACCUCUGGCUACUGUCACAAAUAGGAGGGGUUUGGCAUCCAGGGUGUGCCAACACCUAAGCCCAUCUGCAACUUCUCCACAAAAGUUUCCUGUCUGUGUGGGAAGAAACAAUGUUGUGCCCCUUAGCUAGUUCUCAGCUGUCUGCAUGGUUGACGUCUGGGGACCAUUAGGGAAGAGGCUCACCCUACAUGGCGACGCAGUGCGGCUGCUCUAUUUGCCCACUGCUUUACACUCUUUUUAAGACAGCACAGGUGCUGUGUGGAUGUGGAGGGGACAGGUAGACUGUGGGAGGGGGGAAAUAUUUAUUAUAGAAACAAAAGGAACAUAAACUUGCAAACUCGUGAGUGGGUGUGCACCUCGGGCAGGUUGCAUGAAUCAGUGUCAUGAGUAUCUAGGAAACUGAUUCAAGGCCUCUUAGAUUCUGUCAUGUUUGCUGAGUCUUUUCCGAACGACUUGUGAUGUUUUCAUAUUGUUCAGCUGCAACUUGUAGACGCUGCUUCUUUCAUUUUCAAAAAAAAAGAUCUAAAGUUAUUUUUAAAAUAAAAGUAUAUAUUUUCUCAGAGUCCAGAAGCCUUGCAAUGCAUGUAGACUCUGAAAGUGAUUCUCUAGACUGAAUAUACAGAUCCCAAGGCCCCAGAGACACUGACACUCACUUGUAGAAAAAAAAAUGUAAAUCAAAACCACUGGCCUCCAAUUGCCAGUUGGCUUAUUAAAUGCUGCUCCACCAGGGAGGCUGGGGGUGGCAGCGGCAGGUGAGUUGUGGGUGGGACUUUAUACUUGUAAAGUCUUAUGUACCACUCAAAGUUUCCACUUUGGCCCAGCAAUUUAUGCUCUAGAAAUGUAUCUUCUUGGUCCAGCUGUCUAGAUGGGUGGUGGCAUACACACAAUGUUAUAUGAUUGUAGUUGUCUUUGUAGUAACAAAGGCUUAGAAAACUCCAAAGUGAUAAUCAACAGAUACCUGUUAUUAGCCUUGAGGUCCAGGGCCUGAGGUCCUGAAGAGGUGAGCCAGGCACAGAACACUGGGUCCUGAACACUAUGAUUUAUUUGGAAAGGGGAAUAAAUAAAUAUAUUCCUACUUGUUCAUAUGUGCAUUACCUGGGGAAAAUAGAAAAAAAGAAAAACAACUAA